AUGUCCUUUUACAAUGCUAAUAGUAAUGCUAAUAAUGGUGGCGGCUUUUAUCAACCUUCCGCACAAUUUGCGGUUCCUCAGGGAUCCAUGAAUUUUCAAAAUACUGUUGACUCUUCAAAUACUGGUAAUGACAAUAAUUUGGGUGUUGCCCCCGAUCCUUUGCCAGUGGGUAUUCUACACGCUCUUUCCACGAAGGGGUAUGCACAUGAACCUCCAUUGUUAGAAGAAGUUGGGAUUAAUUUCGAUCAUAUUAUAACAAAAACCAAGAUGGUUCUUAUACCAAUACGUUUUGGUAAUGGUGUGCCACAAGAGAUCUUGAACGAUUCAGAUUUGGCCGGGCCUUUGAUAUUCUUUUUAUUAUUUGGUCUUUUUUUGUUGAUGGCUGGAAAAGUUCAUUUUGGUUACAUUUAUGGUGUCGCCUUGUUUGGCACCAUUUCUCUACACAAUUUAUCUAAAUUAAUGAGCAAUAAUGAUACUUCUAUUCAAACAAACCUACAAUUCUUUAAUACAGCAUCCAUCCUGGGGUACUGCUUUUUGCCUUUGUGUUUUCUUUCUUUAAUGGGCAUUUUUCGUGGCUUGAACAACACUACGGGGUAUAUUAUAUCAGUACUAUUUGUGAUUUGGAGUACUUGGACUUCUUCUGGAUUCUUAAACUCCUUAUUGCAGUUACAGAACGCCAGAUUAUUAAUCGCUUACCCACUAUUGAUCUUUUACAGCGUUUUUGCCCUCAUGGUAAUUUUUGUUUAA
Molecule: messenger RNA, 747 nt
Organism: Saccharomyces mikatae IFO 1815
Lineage: Eukaryota; Fungi; Ascomycota; Saccharomycetes; Saccharomycetales; Saccharomycetaceae
Gene: YIP1
Product: transporter YIP1
Exons: 1
Coding region: 1-747 (248 amino acids)
Biological process (GO): endoplasmic reticulum to Golgi vesicle-mediated transport; vesicle fusion with Golgi apparatus
Cellular component (GO): membrane; trans-Golgi network
Source: RefSeq, a predicted model, not a curated record